UUUGCAAACCUUGGAGGGGUUGCCCCUUCACCCAUAGCAGUACCUGCAGAUGAAAAUGGGAAACAGGAGCCAUGCCCCAACACACCCCUCCAGUGUCUGAAAGGUGAUGUGGAGUUCUGGGACCCUCCUGUGCUAUUGAGACCUCCCUUCAGUGUGCUGACUGAUUGGGCAAGGGAGGAACUGGAUUGCCCCUGUGAGAGAACAAGAACCAGCACUCCUGUCUAUAGUGCCAGAGGUCUCAAACAACCCUAGGGAUCACCACCUGUUGUUGAGGAAGAGUCCCUAGCAACAGCAGAAGUAAAUAGCUCCAAGGGCUUGGCUGGCUGGAGGCAGAUGGGACAGCAUUCUAUUAAUGUGUCCCAAGAAUUCACUCACAGCCCUCCUGCACUGAUAGAGGGGACAAGGGUCAGCAAUGUGGGCACUGAGAGAGGAAAUAAUGCGAGGUUUUAUGUGGACUUGCCAUGAGGUCAAGGGUUCUUUCCACCCAGGGACCCACAUGUAAGAGGUCUUCUACGUAUCCCCACCACUAGAUUUGGGAUAAUAAUGGAACUGCCUCCAGGAAAUACGAGAAUGGCCAGUAAUGAAAGGAUGGCUCCUGUUUCUUUCUCACUAGGAGGUUGGAACCCCGUGGGGUAUUGGUCAAGGCCUAUAUCCUUGUCUUCCUGCACUUCAGGUUUACCUGCCUGCACUACUGAUCAUUGCUUCAUACCUCCUCAACCUCUGAGUUUCAAUCCAUUUCUCACUAUGCCUACUGCUUUUGCUCCUCCUGUGGUGGUAGUGCAAUGA
Messenger RNA from Hipposideros armiger (great roundleaf bat), 786 nucleotides. RefSeq names its product proline rich 32 (gene PRR32). The record is from RefSeq and is a predicted model, not a curated record. NCBI's taxonomy places the organism in Eukaryota, Metazoa, Chordata, Mammalia, Chiroptera, Hipposideridae.